Molecule: messenger RNA, 2786 nt
Organism: Anoplopoma fimbria (sablefish)
Lineage: Eukaryota; Metazoa; Chordata; Actinopteri; Perciformes; Anoplopomatidae
Product: E3 ubiquitin-protein ligase TRIM39-like
Exons: 2
Coding region: 89-1726 (545 amino acids)
Molecular function (GO): protein binding; zinc ion binding
Source: RefSeq, a predicted model, not a curated record
UCCAGACAAGUCUCUCUCUCUCUCUCGACAAACAACUGCCUUCAGGCCUCCAGCUCCAACAGUGCAGCAGACUCUGACAACAACAAACAUGGCAGCAGCUGUCAGCCUCCUCGUUGAAGACCAGUUUCUGUGCCCCAUCUGUCUGGAUGUGUUCACUGAUCCAGUCACCGUACCGUGUGGACACAACUUCUGCAAGGCCUGCAUCACAGAACACUGGGAUCUUAAUGUCCAGAGUCGGUGUCCCAUGUGCAAAGAGCACUUUGACAGAAGGCCGGUACUGCGAGUCAACCCUUUUAUAUCUGAGAUUGCUGCUCACUUCAGGCAGUCAGUCCAAAAGAAUGCCAGCGGCAACAGCUGCAGCUCAGAGGAGCAACAUGCCAAACCAGGAGAAGUUCUCUGUGACAUCUGCACUGAAACCAAAGCGACGGCCCUGAAGUCCUGCCUGGUGUGUCUGGCCUCCUACUGUGAGUCUCACCUGGAGCCUCAUCAAAGAAUCGCAGGCCUUAAAAGACAUAAGCUGAUUGAUCCUGUGGAGAACCUGGAGGGCAUGAUUUGUGAGAACCAUGAUAGACCACUUGAGCUGUUUUGCAAGACUGACCAGACAUGUGUGUGUCAGUUCUGUGCAGAGUCAAGUCACAGGCUUCAUCACAUUGUUCCUCUGAUAGACGAAUAUGAAGAAAAGAAAGCUGAGCUGGGAAAGACAGAGGCCGAAGUUCAGCAGAUGAUCCAGGAGAGACGACUGAAGAUUGCCCAGAUCAGACAGGCAGUGUUGCUCAGCAAGCAGGAUGCAGACAAAGAGACGGAGCAUAGUGUUCAGGUCUUCACUGCUCUGAUGCAGUCUGUUCAGAGAAAUCUGUCUGAGCUCAUUGAGACGAUUGAUAAGAAGCACAAAACGACAGAGAAUCAGGCUGAAGGCUUCAUCAAAGAGCUGGAAGAGGAAAUCUCGGAGCUUAUAACGAGACGCUCUGAGCUGGAGCAGCUCUCACGCACAGAAGACCGCCUACACAUGCUACAAAGCUUCCCGUCCUUGAGCCCUGCUCCGCCCACCAAGGACUGGACAGAGGUCAGUGUUCACUCGUCCUAUCACGGGACUGUGAUGAGUUCUGUGGCUCAACUGGCGGAGACACUCAGUAGAGAGAUGAAGAUUUUUAAUCUGAAGAGGGUCCAGCAGUUUGCGGUGGAUGUGACUCUUGAUCUUGAGACAGCAUAUUCGUGUCUUUUUCUGUCUGAUGAUGGAAAGCAAGUCAGGAGAGGCGAUAAAAAGCUGAAACUUCCAGACAGCCCAAAGAGAUUUUCCACAAGUUGUGUUUUAGGAAAGCAGAGUUUUUCUUCAGGGGGAUUUUACUAUGAAGUCCAGGUUGAAGGGAAGACUGACUGGGUUUUAGGAGUGGCCAAAGAGUCUGUCAACAGGAAGAACAGCUUCAUCCCAGUGUCCCCACCGACUGGCUACUGGACUGUGCGCUUGAAGAAUGGAAAUCAGUAUGAAGCUUGUGCUAUCCCUGCAAUCCAUAUCCCUCUGAUGUCAAAGCCUCAGAAGGUGGGGGUGUUUGUGGAUUUUGAGAUGGGUCUGGUCUCCUUUUAUGAUGUAGACACUGCAGCUCUCAUGUACUCCUUUACUGGCUGUAACUUCACUGAGAAACUCUACCCAUAUCUCGAUCCCAGGCAUGGGAAUGAUGGUAAAAACACCAGCCCCCUAAUCCUUUGUUCCAUCAAUCAAAUAAACUGAUCAUAACAGGAGUCACCGUCGUGUAAAUGACCUAAAUCACUUUCCUAUUUUGCUUUUGAUUUUAUUUUAUUUGUAUUUUAUUUUUUAAAUCUUUCUCAUUACUGCAGAGAUACACCAGUUUGUCAAAAAAAAAGAAACAAAUCCUCAAGUACACAUUAGAUUCUUGUUAGCUAUAAGUUUGCAGGCCGUAAAACUAUUCAAAUGCAUCAUUGAAUCCCUAAAGAGUACAUUUUUCUUCCAAGGGUUAGUGCACUGUUGGUUCUGCUCCACUGGGAGGAGCCAGAUAAAUAGUCAGGACCGUUAGUGGAGCCUGUGUGGUUUCAUUGGUGCACUCUGAGGGUUUUAAAGUAAGUUUUUACUUAAUUUCCAUGAAGAUUAAAUUAUAGAAGGCCUACUUCUUCUUUAUUACAGUCUAGGUAACUCAUUCUGUUUGGAAGCACAGCCAAAUUCUGAGGUCUGGAAUUCCCUGUGGGGGAAUUAUAACAGUACGUCUUAAUAAUACAGCAUGAAAAUAAUAACAUACAGUAUGGAUGAAUACUAAAAAAUAUGUUGAUUAAAUAUAAUUUGGUGACAUCUAGAAAAUAAUUUAAAACUAUUAGUAAAACUUCUCCAAUGAGAGUUGGCCACCAUUAAAAACAACAAUGAUGAUUUACAUUUUUUUUUUAAUUCACUCCAUCAUUUCACAACUUCCAUAUUAAACGUUUCAUUAUACUAAGUGUCUUUCAUCACAUGUUUUUUUUUCUUUAUAAAGAUUAUCUAGUUUUAACCCACAUUGGAUUGUAAUACAGCUAAAACUUCAGGAGUUGGGGUAUUUGUUUUCAUAAUUUUUUUAAGAUAAAUUCACAAUUUGCUGGUGGAUUUAUAUAUAUUACCGGAUAUUAAUUUAGGACUUAUGAGCAUACAAUUGUAAUGUAAAAUGUUGUGCUUUAUUUUCAUGUCAUUUUAUUUCAUUUGCUAAUGAAUCUGCGACAAUGCUAUGUUUUACUUUUAUGUGUUAUAGUUUUUUUUAAUUUCUUUACUGUAAGAGCAAAAUUGUUUUAAACUGCCAAUAAAGUUAUUA